AUGUCCAGGAAGCAGAGCGUUCGGCCCCGGCCGGGGAAGAAGGCGGAAACGGAGAGGAAGAGAGACGAGCGGGCCGCUCGGCGAGCUCUGGCGAAGGAGCGGAAGAACCGGGCUGGAGAGACGGUGGACGCCGAGGAGUUUGUCAGCUUCACUAACCAGCUGCAAGUCCUGGGGCUCCGGAUGAGGGAAGUUCCGGGAGACGGGAACUGCCUGUUCCGGGCCCUGGGGGACCAGCUGGAGGGCCACUCGCGGAACCAUCUCAAACAUCGCCAGGAGACCGCGGACUACAUGAUCCGGCACCGCAACGACUUCGAGCCGUUCGUGGAAGAUGACGUCCCCUUCGACAAACAUGUGGACAACUUGGCGCAGCCCGGGACGUUCGCCGGAAAUGACGCCAUUGUGGCUUUUGCACGCAGUAAACAAGUGAAUAUCGUCAUUCACCAACUCAACAAUCCGCUGUGGCAGAUCCGAGGUUCAGAUAAGAGCGGCAUCCAGGAGCUGCACAUCGCCUACCGCUACGGGGAGCACUACGACAGCGUGCGCCACGUCAACGACAACGCCGAGACGCCGGCCAACCUGCACACAGAGAUUGUUCUGUUUCAUCUCCCACAGAUGCUUUCCAAAGACGAGUCCAAUCGGAAAGGGAAGCAAAAGUCCAAUCUGGCAGAUGAGCGGCGGGGGGACGCGGUGCAGAAAGUGCGCAAUGCCACCGGCUGUGCGGUAAUAGAGACCAGAGUGAUAAUAGAUCGUGUGGGGGAGGGGGGGGCUACGAAUACUGCAUGGGGCUAA
Molecule: messenger RNA, 789 nt
Organism: Staurois parvus
Lineage: Eukaryota; Metazoa; Chordata; Amphibia; Anura; Ranidae
Source: the annotation of a GenBank genome assembly